Myotis brandtii (Brandt's bat) is the source of this 4288-nucleotide messenger RNA. RefSeq names its product zinc finger protein 16. The record is from RefSeq and is a predicted model, not a curated record. Gene Ontology annotation, molecular function: RNA polymerase II cis-regulatory region sequence-specific DNA binding; DNA-binding transcription factor activity, RNA polymerase II-specific. The coding region runs from base 382 to 2532 and encodes 716 amino acids. NCBI's taxonomy places the organism in Eukaryota, Metazoa, Chordata, Mammalia, Chiroptera, Vespertilionidae. Gene Ontology annotation, biological process: regulation of immune system process; negative regulation of transcription by RNA polymerase II; regulation of cytokine production. The transcript is spliced from 6 exons.
ACCGGGCGCGGGGUCGGGGGCUCCCGACUUGGCCUGGCGAGGUCCCCUUUAAGGAAACGGGUGGGUAGAUUCGGGGAGCGUGGUUUACAGUGAGAAGACCGGGGUCUAGAAGACAGAGCAAACGUCCGACUUCUGCGGAGGAAGAGGGGCAGCCAGCCAGUAAAUGGGGAGACCAGAGCUGGGGUUCCAUGGCCCAGGACGAAGGAGGAAGUGGGCGAGGGAACAUGACGACCUUACCCAGAACCUGAGGGGACAGACUGUGCUUCGUGAAAGCAAAGCCCUUGUGCAUUGCUCACUGCUGCACCCCAUUGCCUGGUUGAGCACCUGACGCAAGUGGCAACCACCCCUUAAGUGAUUCACAACCACCACACGCUCUGAAAGAUGAACGAAGCCUCGGGGGACAUAUGCUCCAGUACUGUGGCUGCCUUGGUUUCCCCCUGUGUCCCAGCCAGAGAAAAUCUGGAAGUGGAGCAGGUCUCUCGGCCAGGACACAUGGAUACUCAUCCACCAAGCCUCAUGGAGGCUGUGACAUUUGGUGAUGUGGCUGUGCACUUCUCACGGGAGGAGUGGAUGUGUCUGGACCCUGGCCAGAGGGCCCUCUACAAGGAGGUGAUGCUGGAGAACCACAGCAGUGUGGCUGGACUAGCAGGAUUUCUGCUCUUCAAGCCUGAACUGAUCUCCCGGCUGGAGCAAGGGCAGGAGCCAUGGGUCCUUGACCUGCAGGGAACAGAGGCGAGAGAGGCACGAAGGACCCUCCAGACAGAUUCUACGAUAAGCACUGAUGGUGAGCAGGCUGGUGAAGAUGUGCACAUGCUAAAAUCAGAGUCUCUGGCAGCGAUGGUCAAACCCCCCCCUUGGGAUUAUCCUCAGAGUCCUGGCUUCGGAGACACCUCUGAUUCUGAGGUCUGGCCAGAGAGUAAGCUAAGCUCUCUCUUUCAGAAACACCACUUGCACACAGGGACUGUGGCUCCCAGGAAGACCUCUGCCAAGGAGGAUGUGCAGGGACAUGUCAGCCUGGGUUGUCAACCUGAGAAAAGUCAGGGGGUUGCUGCAGAUGGGCCAUCUCGAAGAUGCGAUGUGUGUGGCAGGAGUUUCAGAUUCGUGGCUCUGCCUCACUUUGGUGUACAGAAGGAACUUAACAGAUGUCAGGAGUGCCAAAAAAAGUUAUCUGAUUGCUUACAGGGGAAACAUCAAAGUAACUGCCAUGGAGAGAAGCCGUAUGAGUGUGAGGAAUGUGGGAAAGUCUUCAGGUUGUGCUCGCAGCUUAAUCAGCAUCAGAGAAUCCACACUGGAGAGAAACCAUUCAAAUGCAUAGAGUGUGGAAAAGCCUUUCGCCUGAGCUCAAAACUUAUUCAGCAUCAAAGAAUUCAUACGGGAGAGAAACCAUACAGGUGUGAGGAAUGUGGGAAAGCCUUUGGUCAGAGCUCCAGCCUCAUCCACCAUCAGAGGGUGCACACAGGAGAGAGGCCCUAUUGCUGUCGUGAGUGUGGGAAGGCCUUCAGCCAGCAGUCUCAGCUGGUCAGACACCAGAGGACUCACACUGGAGAGAGGCCCUACUCGUGCCAGGAGUGUGGGAAGGCAUUCAGCCAGAGCUCAACCCUGGCUCAGCACCAGCUGAUGCACACUGGGGAGAAGCCUCCAGUUCCAAGAACCCUGGAUGGUGCCAGCCUCGUUGCACACCAGAGAAUCCACGCUGCAGAGAAACCGUUUAAGUGUGAUGAGUGCGGGAAGGCUUUCAGGUGGGUCUCUCGCCUUAGUCAGCACCAGCUGAUUCACACCGGAGAGAAACCGUAUAAAUGCAACAAGUGUGCAAAAGCCUUCGGUUGUAGCUCACGGCUUAUUCGCCACCAAAGAACUCACACUGGAGAAAAACCAUUCAAAUGUGAUGAGUGUGGGAAGGGCUUUGUCCAGGGCUCACACCUGAUUCAGCACCAGAGAAUUCACACCGGAGAGAAACCCUAUGAGUGUAGUGAUUGUGGAAAAGCCUUCAGCCAGAGCUCAAGCCUCAUUUACCAUCAGAGGAUUCACAAGGGAGAGAAACCCUACGAGUGCCUGGAAUGUGGAAAAGCCUUCAGUAUGAGCACACAGCUCACAAUUCAUCAGAGGGUUCACACCGGGGAGAGGCCCUAUAAAUGUGGUGAGUGCGGGAAAGCCUUCAGUCAGAACUCAACCCUUUUCCAACACCAGAUAAUUCAUGCUGGAGUAAAGCCCUAUGGAUGCAGUGAGUGUGGGAAAGCCUUUAGUCGAAGUUCGUACCUCAUUGAGCACCAGAGGAUUCACACACGUGCCCAGUGGUACCACGAAUACGGGGGCACCCUGGAGGGUUCUACCCAUGUGAGCCGUAAAAAAGUUAACACUGUAAAGAAACUACACAAAUGUAAUGAAUGUGAGAAAAUAUUCAGAUGGCGCUCCCAUCUCAUUAUACAUCAGAGGAUUCACACUGGAGAGAAACCUUAUAAAUGUAACGAAUGUGGCAAAGCCUUUAAUCGGAGCUCAAGGCUCACUCAGCAUCAGAAGAUUCAUAUAGGAUAGAUCACUCACCUCUUUAAAUGUAAGUGGGAAUAAACCCACAGCCUUAACCUAUUUAAAUUAUAUGGGGUAAUUGAUACUAACAAGGUAGAAUGUUAGUAAAGAUUCAGAAUUGCUCUUUUAAAAAUAUCCAAGUUCAUACAAAAUGUGUUUUUUUCUGGAAUUCUGAUUUUAUCCCACUCCAUAACCCUGUGUCCCUUGCAUCAGGGGAGUCAUGUAGAGUUCUGAGUGUGCAGAGGGAUGAACCCAGGUUCUGCAGCUGAGGCCUGAGAAGUCCUGUGAGCUCUGCAAGAUGAGAUACUCAGUGUCUUCAGCACCAGUUACUCAGACUGGCUUCAGCAAGGAUGUGUGAGCUUGCAUGCGCUGAAGAGGAGUGUCUGGAAUUCCCUUCUGCCUUCACCUGACUCCUUUUCUUCAAACCUCUUCCGCCAUCAGCAGCCCAGGCAAGCAGCCACCCAGGGUCAACUUGAGUUUCCACAUGGGCCAAGCCACUCUGAUUAAUCUGACCUACAGGCUGGGCCCAUGUUCAUUCACUUUGUCUCACAGAGCAGUUAAUUAAUGCCAUGGAGGCCACUGGAUGAGACAGACCUGCCGCAUUGACCCCCUCCCUGUCCAGUGUCCAGUAUUCACCAUUUGGGAAGGAGUCCAGGGGCCAGGAGUCCACUCGAGACCUGCUGACCUUUGGUACCAUUGCUACAAUCAGAGGGGCAAUAUUUGAGAGACCUUCAUCCCAGUGGAGGAGCCCAUUUCUUCCACAUGUGGACUGGUAUCCCAGAGGGACACAGGUCAGUCACUUCAGGAUUUGUUGUGACACUUGAUUUGGGUCACCAUCACACUGGUUUGGUCAAGCCCACCGCAGGUCCUUGAGACCUUGCUGCUUCUAUCGCCGUGCAUGGCAUAUCCUGUAGCAGGCUAUGGAUUUGAGUCAGGUGAAGAAAAUGCUUGCUGAUCCCCAUGUUUGCAUUAGGAGGUUCCUGAGCUUUCUGCUGUAGCUGGGAGCAGUGGAUUUUGAGGUGGUAAAGUUUAUGUGAGCUAGUGUUUCCAGCACAUGGGUGGAGCCAGUCAGCCUGAUCACCAACUGCUACUGCUUAUCCAUCACUCACUGCCUGACAUGUCCUUCACCUGGUGCCAGGAUGCCAUGAAAUCAGUGGGCCUAUCUCUCCAGGCAUCCCUGCUCUACCCAGAACUUGAGUCGAAUGGUCAGAGGACCAGGGACUUGUGUGCAUUAUGCAGAGGUCAUGCUCGUUGUGUCUCCUCCUCAGCUGCUGUGCUCACCCAAGGUGGUCACUGCUGGCACAUCUGGAUGGGUGGGCCCAAGUUUAAAGGGCUGUAAAUAUUUUAGGCCGCCCAGCAACGGCUCUGGAGCCGAGGUCCUGAGUGGAGAGAGCACACUCCUGCCAUCUGCUGGCACUUGGUACUGUUGUGCACCGAAGGGCCUCUUCAUUGGACCCCACCUCCCUUGUCUACUCCUGGGUAAUGAGGGACAAAAGGAUGGAGGAUUAUAUGGACUUCUCCAGACUCCAGCCUGGACAUGAUGCUUUCUUUCCCCUCACAGUAACUGCAGGCCAGAGACUUCUACCUUAAAUCUCCUUUAGCAUUUGAGUGUGCACAGCCAUGGUCCUGGAUCAAGGGCUGGUGAGGCCUGCUAUUGUGUGGUGCUGGUGCAUUAAUCAAACAAACACUGAGGCCAUAAGACUGGGUGUUUUGAAUGCCUACCAAGCAGACCACGCGUUUUGAAAUAUUCUGACCUUUUUUUUUU